CUUAUUGGCAUUCUCUUGUUCCCUUGUUCAUCCAUUUUAUGUGAACCAAACAAUUCACAAAGCAUUUCCCGUUCUUCAUCUUCUACCUUUCGCCAGUUCGGGAACCCCAAAACCCUAGAUCGAGCGCUGCCACCACCGUUUAGUUAUUCUCGGUGGUGGAAAUUUCAGUUCUCCGUUUCUGAAAUUGGAAUUUCUGCAUUUUAUUUUCUCGCUCUGAUUUCGAUCGCAGUUUUUAGGGUUUAUUUGUCUCUCAUUUGGGGUUUGGAAAUGGGAACCAGAAAGGAAGAAGAGAAGAACGAGAAAAUUAUCAGGGGUCUCAUGAAGCUUCCGCCGAAUCGAAGGUGUAUCAACUGCAAUAGCUUGGGACCACAAUAUGUAUGUACAAAUUUUUGGACUUUCAUUUGCAUGACAUGCAGUGGAAUACAUCGUGAGUUUACUCAUCGUGUGAAGUCUGUGUCAAUGGCGAAGUUCACUUCACAAGAAGUUGAUGCUCUUCAAAAUGGUGGUAACCAGCGUGCAAGGGAAAUACAUUUGAAAAAUUGGGAUUUCCAAAGGCAGCGGUUGCCAGAUAACAGCAAUGUUGAUAAAAUAAGGGAAUUUAUAAAGAGUGUAUACGUUGAUGGAAGAUAUGCUGGAGUGAAGUCUUCAGAAAAGCCUCCAAGAGAUGCACAGAGCCCUGGAAUUCAUGAAGAUGAGAUUAGGCGUGCCAGUUCUUAUCAUUCAUAUUCUCAAAGUCCUCCAUAUGAUUAUCAAUAUGAAGAUCGACGGUAUGGAAAACAGGCAGCUUCACUGACCAGAAAGCCUGGUUCAGAUAAAGUUCGCUAUGAAGGGAAGAUUUCUAAUGUUAUCUACAGUCCUGGCCGCCUCAGUGAUCAUGCAUAUGAUGACAGAUUUGCAAAUGAGGGAUCUGGUCCAAGAAUUUCUGACUUUUCUGUGUCUAGUGGUCGAGAACAAUUCAAAUCUGAUGUUCAAUCUCCCAAUUUUCAUAAGGAUGUCAAGAUUAGCAGUCCAUCCUAUCAGUGGCGAUCUGGUUCCAGUUCAAGUGAAGAUUUGUGGUCCCAAACAAGAAAUGCAUCUCUGGAAACUAAUGUCAAUGCCAAAAAAGAUUCAGAUGGAAUUCAUCCUCUGCAGAGAACUGCAUCAGCACAAUCGACAGACAACAAAUUUUCAUCCUUGAGAUCUUAUAAUUCUGGUAGUUUAGUUGAUUUUUUCUCAGAAGCAGUCCAAGCUUCAGAACCACUUCAGAACAAAGCAUUUGGCAUUCCACGACCACCUGGUUCUACAAGAUCUGCUAGCAUGGACCUCUCCAAGGCACCACUGGGUUCAGCUUCAUCCAUUGAUCUUUUUCAGUUACCAGCAGCACCAUCUCAAGCUCCAACAGUGGAUCUGUUUCAGUCAUCUGUUUCAUCUGCAGCUCCAUCUUUCAAUGAGAAUCAACUUGCUGAAACAUCCGAACUUGCAUCUGUUGACUUUUUUGGGAAUCUUACUCAGCUGCCUGCUACUGUAUCCUCAGAUGAGAAGUCACCGGAGUUAUCUGUCCCUAAAAAUGAAGGAUGGGCAACUUUUGAUAUGCCUCAGAGCACCUCAUCUGCCCAAGUGGAAAUUCCAGCCACUGUACCCUCAAGUGCUAAAUCUUUACAAGAAAUAUUUGAUCCAUUUUCAACCUCAAAUGCAAACAUGCAAUGGCCGUCUUUUGAAAUAUCUAGUGUCAGUGUACCUUCUUCAGUGACAUCUAAUUUAUGGCAUGAUGGUGUGUGGAAUGGAGAAGAACAAGUUUCUGUCGUGGAAGCAAACACACAAGUACAAGAAAGUUUGCCAUGGAAUGCAUUUGAGGAUUCUGGUGGCCGUCAUCAUGUUGAUGCCCUUGGUCAAGGAUUACAAUUGCACAAUUUUCCAUCAACUAAUAAUCAAAUUUUAGGUUUAAGAGAAUCUGAGGGACUCAAUAAGGAUGGAGUUCAAGGCAUUGCCCCUAUUGAUGCAUUUGAUAAUCAUGACAUAACAUCACAUGGAGAUAUUCAACUUAAUGGAGUGAAAUGUAAAUCGACUAAUCCAUUUGAUUAUCCCUAUGAAUCUGAUGUAGAUCACAACAAUAUGUUUCUUGAUAUGAGCUCUUUGCAAGCUGCACUGCCAGAUGCCCUGUUUCCAGCCAACUUCCAUGGUGGUAUAGCUGAAUCUUGGCUUCCUCAAAACACGGUGACCCCAUAUAUUUCCUCUACUGGAGAAGGUGGUUUAUCAUUCAUGGCUGCUCAAUCACCAAGUCCUCAAAUACAGAACAUCCAGACACCGGAACCAGUUGCUUCAGUUGGGGGAAAUCCUUUUGCAUAGGAUUAUGCUGUAUAAUGAACUGUUCCUUUCAUAUAGAUAUUUAUUGGUAGCCAGUGUAGUAGUUGUGCGUGGAAGUAAUUUAUUUUAAUGCUUAGAGCAAAAUGUAGUUCAUCACUUCCACUCGAGGACCACCUUGCAAUUUAGUUCCCCAUAUAUUCAGCCAGAUCAUGUGCUUGCGGUACUGUAAUUGAGUGACACUAUAGUUAGAUUUUUUGAUGUUUAAUCGGUGAUCUGGCUGGUGUUGAACUUCACCAAGUGAGAGACUAUUGAAGGUAUUCCACUUUGUUUAUAAUUAUAAUUAUAAUAUAAUUGUAAUUAUAUCAGAGCAUCUGAUUUGGGGACGCGCAUCCAAUAUAAUAUAUAAUGGGGGUUACAUGA
Molecule: messenger RNA, 2703 nt
Organism: Cajanus cajan (pigeon pea)
Lineage: Eukaryota; Viridiplantae; Streptophyta; Magnoliopsida; Fabales; Fabaceae
Source: RefSeq, a predicted model, not a curated record